AAGAAUCGAAGGGAUAGGGACGGAUAUUUACGGCUUUAAACCGGAGAAAAUAAAAAGGGAUUGUGUUUAUUAGAGAAGAGAAGAGAGGAGAGGAGAUCGAGAGAAAAUGGGAGAUUAUCAUUUUGUGUACAAGGAUGUAGAAGGAGCUUCUACACAAUGGGAUGAUAUACAGAGAAAGCUUGGAAACUUGCCAGAAAAACCACCUGCUUUUAAGCCACCGCCUUUCACUCCAGCUUCUGAUCAAGAUUCUAUCCCUAAAGACAAAUCCUUUAUUGAUUCCAAAACUGAAGAGGAACUUGAGUUCCUUGAAGAUGAUCUCGAUCUCGAUGACGACCGCUUCCUCCAAGAAUACAGGUCCCUUUUUUAUCAAUUCAUUCAACUAAGUUUUUCUUGCUGUUUCUGUCUAGGGUUUCAAAUAAUUGAAAAAACAAAUUACAUGCAUUGGGAUUUAGGAUUCCUCUAUGCUGAGUGGGUAAUUCGGACUAGAAGAUUUUAUUUAUUUAUGUUUUUUUUUGGGAAAAAAACUUUGAUUUUGACUGAUUGUCUACUGAUUGUAUACUCGAAUUAUCCUGAUCAUAAUCUUCCUACUUUGUUGGUUUAUAAUAAUGGUGCUGUGAAAGCUAACUAUGCCGGAUUAAGGAGUUUUGGACGGAGAUGCACACCUGAAGGUGUUGCCUUAGUUCUCUGCCAAUCAGAUCCUGUACUAAAUGAUGGUCAGGGUGGAACUGAUAGAUCAAGAGAUUCUGUGAUUGAAGGAGUUCGGAGGAAGCUCAUUGAGAAGGUUGUGAAGGAGCAUGAAGAUGAUGAUGGAUCAUCAAGUGAUUAGGACUUUUAGCUUUUCCUCCCCCCUCCUCUUUUGUGUUUCUGCGAGGGAGAGAAAGAAAGCUGUGUUGUAUGCAAGCAGUGGAACUUCUUUACUUUUUGGAUAUUUGUUGUUUCACAAUCAAGUUUGUUGGUUUGUCCGUCUUCUGAAACCAAGAUGUGUUGAUAUUGAAAAUUUUAGUUUGAAGAUAUUUAUUACUCUGUAAGAAUUUUGUUUGAAAGUAUUUAUUUAAUUGUCUGCAA
This is a messenger RNA of Populus trichocarpa (black cottonwood), 1065 nucleotides long. RefSeq lists its product as uncharacterized. The transcript has 3 exons. Gene Ontology annotation, cellular component: cytoplasm. The record is from RefSeq and is a predicted model, not a curated record. Lineage: Eukaryota; Viridiplantae; Streptophyta; Magnoliopsida; Malpighiales; Salicaceae. The coding region runs from base 107 to 826 and encodes 239 amino acids. Gene Ontology annotation, biological process: protein folding.